ACGUGAAAAGAGCAAAUGGAGGCAAUUCUCACCAAAAACGAUCUUUGGUGUUAUGUGGAUAGAUCGAAACCAAAACCUACUGAUACGGGAAACAAUGCGGAGCAAAUUGCUACUUGGAAGAGUUUCGAUAAGAAGGCAAAAGCAGAUAUUGUUCUUUCGUUGAAUGCGUCAGAAAUAUGCCAUGUCAAAAACCUCGAAACAUCAAUGGAUGCUUGGAAUGCGCUGGAGAGAAUAUAUGCCUCGAAAGGACCGGCAAAGAGAGCGAGACUGUUGAAGAAACUACUUUUUACAAGGCUUACUGACGAUGCAGAAGUAUAUUUCGGACCUUUUACAUCGUUCCGGAAUGACAGAAGCGAAACCUGCGAUCCAUCCGUUGGCUAUCACACUAGACC
Ceratina calcarata is the source of this 392-nucleotide messenger RNA. RefSeq lists its product as uncharacterized. The annotation marks the transcript as partial. NCBI's taxonomy places the organism in Eukaryota, Metazoa, Arthropoda, Insecta, Hymenoptera, Apidae. The transcript has 2 exons. The record is from RefSeq and is a predicted model, not a curated record.